AUGACACGUGUUCCAUUGUUGAUCUCACGGGAGAUAGUUGCACCCAUCAGCCAACGUGGUUGGUGUAAGGCUAAGUCACUACCACACAUUCGAGGUUUGGACUUAGCAGAUGACUUUCGUGGAGAGCCAUUUGUUGUGGAUGUGCUGAUCGGUGCUGACAAUUCUUGGCAGUUUAUGAAAGGAGCGACCAUUGAUGGCAAUGGCCCAACAGUGCAUAAGUCAAAUCUCGGUGCAUUGUUGUUAGGACCAGUUCAUAAGGAUAGGCCGAUUGUGGCAGCUGAUAUCAGACCCAUAAUGUGUUUCUGCGGAACUCAACCGGGAGAUGUGGACCUUUGUGGAGCGUUGUCCGACACGGAUUUAGACAAUCGGUUGUUGACAUAUUUUCGGUGUAGUGAAGUGGGUGUCAAUGACGUCACUGAUGACGUAGGUGGCGUAGAUGAGAACUUUAAGGCAGCAUAUAGUGAAAAGAUCGAAUUUCAGGAUGGGAAAUACUCGGUGCCUCUACCGUGGAAAGAGGACCAUGGGGAAUUGCCAUCCAAUCUACGAUUGUGCAGACGUCGUUUGGAUCAGAUUGUUGAACGUUUGCAGAAAACAGGGUUAAUGAACGCUUAUUGCAAGGUCAUGAAAGAACACAUGGAUAAAUGCUACGUAGAGGAAGUCAAGGGUAACCCCUGGGACGAAGAACAUUCACAUUACAUGCCACAUUUUUUUGUGCUCAAAAACUCGGAAACCACGCCUGUUCGCAUUGUAUUCGCGGCGAAUACAGGGCGCGUGAGCUUGAAUGACUGUUUGAUUACCGGUCCAUGUAUGAUUCAGAACUUACACGAUCUACUGUUGUUGUUUCGGGUGUCGCGCAUUGCACUGGUGGCUGACAUUGCUCGUGCCUUCUUAUCCAUUGGUCUAUUGGAACAGGACAGGAAUUAUGUGUAA
Messenger RNA from Lineus longissimus, 930 nucleotides. RefSeq lists its product as uncharacterized. Lineage: Eukaryota; Metazoa; Nemertea; Pilidiophora; Heteronemertea; Lineidae. The transcript has a single exon. Bases 1 to 930 code for a protein of 309 amino acids. The record is from RefSeq and is a predicted model, not a curated record.